Molecule: messenger RNA, 1847 nt
Organism: Diospyros lotus (date-plum)
Lineage: Eukaryota; Viridiplantae; Streptophyta; Magnoliopsida; Ericales; Ebenaceae
Product: probable nucleoredoxin 1
Exons: 4
Coding region: 70-1659 (529 amino acids)
Molecular function (GO): thioredoxin-disulfide reductase (NADPH) activity
Source: RefSeq, a predicted model, not a curated record
GCUUCGAAGCUCUCUCGCCCUCACUCACAAUCCUCUGCCUCGUCUGAUUCCAACUAAAAGCGAGAGAAAAUGGAGCACGAACAUGGCCAAGCUGAUGCCCCCCACAACGAGGGAUUCGAAACCCACGAUCUUCAAUCCGUCCUCUCUUCUCCCGAUAGGGAUUUCCUAAUUCGCAACAAUGGCGAUCAGGUCAAAAUUGAGAGUCUGAAGGGGAAGAAGGUUGGGCUAUAUUUUUCAGCAUCCUGGUGUGGUCCGUGCCGACGCUUCACCCCCAAUCUAGUGGAUGUUUACACUGAACUGUCACAUUAUGGCGAUUUUGAGAUUGUUUUUGUCUCGGGGGAUGAAGAUGAAGAAUCAUUCCAGGGGUAUUUUGCCAAGAUGCCGUGGCUUGCUAUCCCCUUUUCUGAUUCAGACACACGUGACAACCUGGAUGGGUUGUUUAAGGUGAUGGGGAUACCUCACCUCGUGAUCCUUGAUGAAAAUGGGAAGGCUUCGACUGACGAAGGAGUUCAGAUAAUUCAGGAUUAUGGAGUUGAUGCUUAUCCUUUUUCCUCAGAAAAGAUCAAAGAAAUUAAAGAAGAGGAGGAAGCCGCUAGGAGGGAACAAUCCCUUAAAUCUGUUCUAGUUUCCCGUUCUCGUGAUUUUGUGAUCUCAGCGGAUGACAAGAAGGUGCCCGUCUCUGAGCUUGAGGGGAAGACUGUAGGCCUUUAUUUUUCAGCGUCUUCAUAUCGUCCAUGCCUUCAGUUUAAUACUAAACUGAUUGAAGUUUAUGAGAAAUUGAAGGCAAAGGGGGAGAACUUUGAGGUUGUGAUGAUACCCCUUGAUGAUGAUGAAGACUCCUUCAAGCAAGCCUUUGGGAGAAUGCCCUGGUUUUCUCUGCCUUUCAAGGACAAGAGCUGUGGGAAGCUGGCUCGGUACUUUGAUCUUUCAACUAUACCCUCACUGGUCAUUAUCGGCCCAGAUGGGAAGACUCUUCAAUCGGAUGUUGUUGAGACCAUUGGAGAACAUGGCGUUCAAGCAUACCCUUUUACGCCAGAAAAGUUUGCUGAGCUUGAGGAGAUGGAAAAGGCGAAGCGGGAAGCACAAACUUUGGAGUCAAUUCUGGUUUCAGGAGGCCUUGAUUUUGUAAUUGGAAAAGAUGGAGUCAAGGUUCCAAUUUCUGAUCUUGUUGGUAAAACCAUCCUCCUCUACUUUUCAGCACAUUGGUGUCCCCCAUGCCGUGCUUUCAUGCCAAAACUCGUCGAAGCCUAUCACCAAAUUAAGGCUAAAGAUGAUGCAUUUGAGGUGAUUUUCAUCUCCAGUGACAGGGACCAAAACUCAUUCGAGGAAUUCUUUUCUAAAAUGCCAUGGCUGGCACUCCCCUUUGGAGAUGAGAGGAAAUCGUCUCUGUCGCGCACUUUUAAAGUUCAGGGCAUCCCUAUGGUUGUUGCACUUGGGCCAUCUGGCCGGACUGUGACAACUGAAGCCAGAGAACUUGUCAUGCGUCAUGGAGCCGAUGCGUAUCCCUUUAGCGAGGAACGCUUGAAGGAGCUCGAGGCACAGCUUGAGGCUACGGAAGAAGAGAAGGGAACCAACUCUGACAACGAAGAGGCGGCGGGAGAGAAACCCAAAGAAGGAUGGAUUUGUGAUGGAGAUGUGUGUUGCAAAGAAGCUCACUGAGUCUGUGCUCUGAAUCCAUGGCAGUUCAAUCCUACAUAUUUGCUAUUUACAAUAAGAGUUGGCUUGCUAUUUAGUUUUUGAGGCUUUGAAGCUCUGGUUUCCUCUUUUAUGUAUACUUUAGUGUAUGUUUGUGGCUUGUACAUUUAAAUAAUGAGCCAUCAAUAUAUGUAUGUCAGUUGGUGUGUUUA